This is a messenger RNA of Camelina sativa (false flax), 2080 nucleotides long. The record is from RefSeq and is a predicted model, not a curated record. NCBI's taxonomy places the organism in Eukaryota, Viridiplantae, Streptophyta, Magnoliopsida, Brassicales, Brassicaceae.
GGUUCUUGUUACCACGAAACGGCAACACGUGCACGUUUCUACAAACCUCUCCCUCCCGACUAAUUUGCUUUUUUUAAUAAGAAAAUCUGCGGCGAGCGAUUCUUUCUACUUACAUUCGCCGGCGGCGAUGAUGUGGUGAUGUCUAUCCGUCAGAUCCAGAUGACGUUCUCGAGAUGCUCCGUUCACGCCUUCUUAUGCCUGGUAUUGCUACAUGCUGUUCAUGUCGGUGGAGCCAUUUCUGAGUCACAAGCACCCCACAGAGAACUUAAAGCUUAUCGUCCGCUGCAAGAUUGUCGUGGGUGUAAUAAUCUAGAGGAUGCGCACGCUUCCUCAGCGGCUGCUCUACACUACGAUCCAGAUCUCAAAGAUGUGAACAUAGUUGCCACAUACAGUGACCAUUAUGGCCAUAUGCGGCUUGGUAGGGUGAAAAUGGGGGAUCUUUCAUCUUCUUGGGUUUUGGAGAAUCAAGUUAGCGGCAACAAAAAAGGUUCGCAGCUAGUGAUAGCACGGGAUUCGUUUCAAAAUAAUACAAGAAUGGAAGACACUGCAAGUCAUUCUACAACCAAUCAGUCUGAUGAAACCGACAAUCAGUUUCCACACGUGGAAGUCGCUAACCCAGCAAAACUGAAGCGUCAGAUUUUACGUCAGGAAAGGAGAGGUCAACGAACUCGGGAGCUGAUACAACAAGAAAAGGAAACUGACGAGCAGAUGCAAGAAGCAGCCAUUGAGAAGUCUACCAACUUUGAGAACUCAGUCAUUGGGAAAUACAGCAUAUGGAGGAGAGACUAUGAGAGUCNCUUUGGGGAUGCGCACGCUUCCUCAGCGGCUGCUCUACACUACGAUCCAGAUCUCAAAGAUGUGAACAUAGUUGCCACAUACAGUGACCAUUAUGGCCAUAUGCGGCUUGGUAGGGUGAAAAUGGGGGAUCUUUCAUCUUCUUGGGUUUUGGAGAAUCAAGUUAGCGGCAACAAAAAAGGUUCGCAGACCACUCUUCUUCUCUCNGGUGCUCCUGCCGAUGCCACAAUUCAAGUUGAAAACAUCAAUGAUUUUAAGUGGCUGAACUCCUCUUAUUGCUCUGUUCUACGGCAGCUUGAAUCUGCAAGGCUGAAAGAAUACUAUUUCAAAGCAAAUCAUCCUUCAUCUAUCUCUGCUGGCGCAGACAAUCUUAAGUACCGCAACCCAAAGUAUCUAUCAAUGCUGAAUCAUCUCAGGUUCUACCUUCCAGAGGUUUACCCGAAGCUGGACAAGAUUCUGUUUUUAGACGAUGAUAUUGUGGUGCAAAAGGACCUGGCACCUCUAUGGGGAGUAGACAUGCAAGGAAAAGUGAAUGGUGCGGUGGAGACGUGCAAGGAGAGCUUCCACAGAUUUGACAAGUACCUCAACUUCUCAAAUCCAAAGAUCUCAGAGAAUUUCGACGCAGGUGCUUGCGGGUGGGCAUUUGGGAUGAAUAUGUUUGACCUGAAAGAGUGGAGGAAACGGAACAUUACAGGGAUAUAUCACUAUUGGCAAGACAUGAAUGAAGACAGAACACUGUGGAAGCUGGGAUCGUUGCCGCCGGGGCUGAUAACAUUUUACAACCUGACAUAUGCAAUGGAGAGGAGCUGGCACGUACUGGGGCUGGGGUAUGACCCGGCGCUGAACCAAACAGCAAUAGAGAAUGCAGCGGUAGUGCAUUACAAUGGGAACUAUAAGCCAUGGCUGGGUUUGGCAUUUGCCAAGUACAAAGCAUACUGGUCCAAGUACGUUGAGUACGAUAAUCCAUAUCUCCGUCGCUGCAACAUCAACGAAUGAAUGAAGAGAGAGGAGGUAGAUGAAGCACAGGGGGGAAGUAAAAUUGUUUUCAGUAUACCAACCAUAGCAAGGAAAGGAACCAACAGAGAGGGAUGAUUUAUUACUAUCACAGUAGUAUGAAAUAUAGUAGUAACUCUUGUUUUUUUUUUUUUUUUGGUUUUAGCAACUUAUUUAACCAAAAAAUCAUAUUUCACCGACCCAAAUAAAAAAGCUCAUCUUGAACGUGAAAUGGGCCUAAUAUGUAUCAGUUUCUUCACAUUAAUGGGCCUUAGAUUGGCCCAUCAUUGCU